AUGGAAGGUCCAGGAACUGAUGCCUCAUUCCAUUUCAGUGGUAUCGAAAAAUAUUUCAACUCUUACACUCUUACAGGUAGAAUGAAUUGUGUACUGGCCACAUUUCGAGGCAUCGCUUUGAUGGUCUUAUACUUCAAGUUGAAGUAUAAAAAUACACCAGCUAUGAACGGAACAGUAACAGAUUUUAAGCUGUACCUCAUCUGUGAAGUUCCCAUGCCUGGAGAAGCUAAUGCCAACUCAUCAUGUAAUGCUCAAUUAGUACGAUAA
This is a messenger RNA of Leopardus geoffroyi (Geoffroy's cat), 267 nucleotides long. RefSeq names its product ATP synthase membrane subunit K, mitochondrial-like. NCBI's taxonomy places the organism in Eukaryota, Metazoa, Chordata, Mammalia, Carnivora, Felidae. The record is from RefSeq and is a predicted model, not a curated record. Bases 1 to 267 code for a protein of 88 amino acids. The transcript has a single exon.